AGGAGCUACGGAGCCCUCAGACAGCAGGGCAGGACGAGGAGGGCGGCCUGGCCCCGGCGGGGAUAGAGGCAGUGGCUCGCCCGGCCAUGCCACCCCGGCGCUGAAGCUGCCCCGCCGCAUCCCCCAGCCCCCCUACCCCACCAUGGCCGCGCCACUCUAGGCGUCCCACCGGCUCGCCCCGCGUCGCCCCGGCUCCCCCGGGGCCGCCAAACGGAGGAUGGACGAAGAUGGACCGCGAGCGGCCGAGGAGGAUCCGGAGCCGGGCAGAGCCAAGACUUUCAUCCGCCUUAAUGACCUGUCCGGAGCCGGGGGCCACCGGGGGCCGGGGGACAGGGAGGCGGCCAGCGGCGACUCGGAGGAGGAGGCGCUGCCCUACCCGGCGCUGGCCCCCGUCGUCUUUUUCUACCUGAGCCAGGAGAGCCGGCCGCGGAGCUGGUGCCUCCGGUUGGUCUGUAACCCAUGGUUUGAGAGGGUCAGCAUGCUGGUAAUUCUGCUCAACUGUGUGACGCUGGGCAUGUUCCACCCCUGCGAGGAUAUCGCCUGUGACUCGCCACGCUGCAGGAUCCUCCAGAGCUUUGAUGACUUCAUCUUUGCCUUCUUUGCUGUGGAAAUGAUCGUCAAAAUGAUUGCACUGGGGAUUUUUGGGAAGAAAUGCUACCUGGGAGACACAUGGAACCGCCUGGACUUCUUCAUCGUCAUUGCAGGGAUGCUGGAGUAUUCCCUGGACCUGCAGAAUGUCAGCUUCUCAGCCGUCCGCACUGUUCGAGUCCUGCGGCCACUCAGGGCCAUUAACAGGGUCCCCAGUAUGCGCAUCCUGGUGACAUUGCUUUUGGACACGCUGCCCAUGCUGGGGAACGUCCUCCUCCUCUGCUUCUUCGUCUUCUUCAUCUUCGGCAUUGUGGGAGUCCAGCUGUGGGCAGGUUUACUCAGGAACCGCUGCUUCCUCCCUGAGAACUUCAGCAUCCCCUACACGGUUGAUUUGGAACGGUACUACCAGACAGAGAAUGAAGAUGAAAAUCCCUUCAUCUGCUCCCAGCCCCGGGAGAAUGGGAUGCGCUACUGUCGGAGUAUCCCAACACGGAGGGAAGAGGGUCUGGAGUGCACUCUGGAUUAUUAUUCCUACAAUGACACCACCAACACAUCUUGUGUGAACUGGAACCAGUACUACACCAACUGCUCUGCUGGGGAGCACAACCCCUUCAAGGGAGCCAUCAACUUUGAUAACAUUGGCUAUGCCUGGAUUGCGAUAUUUCAGGUCAUCACGUUGGAAGGCUGGGUGGACAUCAUGUACUUUGUCAUGGAUGCACACUCCUUCUACAACUUCAUCUACUUCAUCCUCCUGAUCAUUGUGGGCUCCUUCUUCAUGAUCAACCUGUGCCUGGUAGUGAUAGCGACACAGUUCUCUGAGACGAAGCAGCGCGAGAGCCAGCUGAUGAAGGAGCAGCGCGUGCGCUACCUGUCCAAUGCCAGCACCCUUGCCAGUUUCUCAGAGCCAGGAAGCUGCUAUGAUGAGCUCCUCAAGUACCUGGUUUAUAUUGCCCGGAAGGGCAGCAAGCAGCUGGUGAAGGCCUACAGGGCAGCAGGCGUAAAGAUGGGCUUCCUCAGCAGCCCCACUAGCAAGGCGAGGGCGGAGCGGCACAACCGGAAGUGCCGGAGCAGGAAGAGAUCCUCUGUGCACCACCUCAUCCACCACCACCAUCACCACCACCACCACUACCACCUGGGCAACGGGAACAUGCGAGCGCCCCGUGCCAGCCCGGAGAUCAGCGAUGUGGAGACCAGCUCACUCCACAACGGGACCAACCGGCUGAUGCUCCCUCCCUCAGCACCCAAUUCCCUGGGGGCCCCCAGUGCCUCUCCCAGCAACACUGAGUCCGUGCACAGCAUUUACCAUGCUGACUGUCACUUUGAGCCGGUGCGCUGCCGGUCAUCCCUGACACAGCCGAGCCUUGGCUUGCCAAGCCAAGAAGGGAUCCCCAAGAACAUAGUGGGCAGCAAGGUGUACCCCACAGUGCAUUCCAGCACCUCCCAUGAGAUGCUGAAAGAGAAGAACCUGGGGGAGGCGGCGGUGAGUGCUGGGAGCAGCACCUUGACAAGCCUCAACAUCCCGCCCGGGCCAUACAGCACCAUGCACAAGCUGCUGGAGACACAGAGCACAGGGUUCUUCUCAGUCCAUGUUACAGAGAAAGGCGAUGGCUUUCAUGGUCCCUGCCAAAGCUCUUGCAAGAUCUCCAGCCCCUGCCACAAGCUGGAUGCUGGCUCCUGCACCCCCGAGAGCUGCCCUUACUGCCUCACGGCGCUGGCGGGUGAGGCCGAGCUGUCGGACAAUGAGACCGACUUAGACAGUGAAGAGGUCUUCGAGUUCACACAGGACGCCCACUACAGUGACCAGCGGGACCCACAGAGGGGCAGAGCCCAGGCCAGGAGAGCCCAUCUGGUGCUGGCCUUCUGGCAUGUGGUGUGUGAGACUUUCCAGAAGAUCGUGGACAGCAAAUAUUUUGGCCGUGGGAUCAUGGUGGCCAUUCUCAUUAACACACUCAGCAUGGGGAUCGAGUACCACGAGCAGCCGGAGGAACUUACCAAUGCCCUGGAGAUCAGCAAUAUUGUCUUCACAAGCCUCUUUGCCCUGGAGAUGCUGUUGAAAGUCCUUGUUUAUGGUCCUUUUGGCUACAUUAAGAAUCCAUACAACAUCUUUGAUGGGAUCAUUGUGGUGAUUAGCGUGUGGGAGAUUGUGGGCCAGCAGGGCGGGGGGCUCUCGGUCCUGCGCACCUUUCGUCUCAUGCGGGUGUUGAAGCUGGUCCGCUUCAUGCCAGCGCUGCAACGCCAGCUCGUCGUCCUCAUGAAGACCAUGGACAAUGUGGCCACCUUCUGCAUGUUGCUGAUGCUCUUCAUCUUCAUCUUUAGCAUCCUGGGCAUGCACCUCUUUGGUUGUAAGUUUGCUUCAGAGCGGGAUGGUGACACUCUGCCCGACAGGAAGAACUUUGACUCCUUGCUCUGGGCCAUCGUCACUGUUUUCCAGAUUUUGACACAGGAAGACUGGAACAAGGUCCUUUAUAAUGGCAUGGCCUCCACCUCAUCCUGGGCUGCUCUCUACUUCAUCGCUCUUAUGACAUUUGGGAACUACGUUCUCUUUAACCUGCUGGUGGCCAUCCUGGUAGAGGGUUUCCAGACAGAGGGUGAUGCUUCCAAGUCUGAUUCCGAGGGGGAUCUCUUCCCCCACAGCCUGGAAGAGGAGGGAGAACUUAAGAAAAACUUGUCAAAUCCAGCCUUGACGGCCCUGAGCUACCAGCCGGAGCUGAAGAAGAGCCUGACGCCGCCGCUCAUCAUCCAUACGGCAGCCACACCCAUGCCCAUGCCCAAGAGUGCCGCGUUCGGGGACGCGGCGCAGGGUUACGAGUCCCGCCGGGCCAGCGGUGUCUCCGUGGAUCCUGUUGCCGCCCAUGAGCUCAAGUCCCCGCCCAGCACCCGCAGCUCCCCGCACAGUCCCUGGCGUGCCAGCAGCUCCUGGAACAGCCGCCGCUCCAGCUGGAACAGCAUCGGCCGCGCCCCCAGCCUCAAGCGCCGGGGGCAGAGCGGCGAGCGCAGGUCCCUCCUGUCCGGGGAGGGCAAGGAGAGCUCCGAGGAAGGGGACAGCUCUGAUGAGGAGCACUCCAGCCGGGCCGGCAGUUUCAAUGGCUCUUUGCCUCACCGCAUGGAGUCGCUGGAAACUAAAGGGUCCUUUGACCUCCAGGAUACUCUGCAGGUGCCUUCCCUGUAUCGGACCAGCAGUAUGCACAGCACCAGAACGUCUGUCUCCGAGCACCAGGACUGCAAUGGGAGGACCUCUCCAGGUCUGCUGCUGCACCAGCUCCACCUGGAUGAGCCCCACCAGGAUGGCGAUGACGGUGAUGAUGAAGGUAGCAUGAGCAAAAGGGACCGCAUGAAGGCCUGGGUACGGGCACUGCUCCCCACCUGCUGCAAAGAGAGGGACUCCUGGUCCAUCUACAUCUUCGCCCCUCACUCCAGAUUCCGUCUGAUGUGCAAUAAAAUCAUCACUCACAAGAUGUUCGAUCACGUUGUCUUGGUGAUCAUUUUCCUGAACUGCAUUACCAUUGCCAUGGAACGACCCAAAAUUGAGCCUCACAGCGCUGAACGGAUUUUCCUAACACUCUCCAAUUACAUCUUUACAGUCAUCUUCCUGACUGAGAUGACAGUUAAGGUGGUGGCACUAGGCUUGUGUUUUGGGGAGAAAGCCUACUUGAAGAGCAGCUGGAAUGUGCUGGAUGGGGUGCUGGUGCUCAUCUCCGUCAUUGACAUCCUGGUCUCGAUGGUGUCAGACAGUGGCACGAAAAUCCUGGGGAUGCUGCGGGUCCUGAGGCUACUGAGGACACUGCGGCCCUUGAGAGUCAUUAGUCGAGCCCAAGGACUGAAGCUGGUGGUGGAGACUCUCAUGUCAUCCUUGAAACCCAUUGGGAACAUUGUGGUCAUCUGCUGUGCCUUUUUCAUAAUCUUUGGGAUCUUGGGAGUUCAGCUUUUCAAAGGCAAGUUUUUUGUGUGCCAGGGGGAAGACACCAGAAACAUCACAAAUAAAUCAGAUUGCACAGAAGCAAGCUACAAAUGGGUCCGGCACAAGUAUAAUUUUGAUAAUCUCGGCCAGGCCCUGAUGUCUCUCUUUGUCCUGGCCUCCAAAGAUGGGUGGGUGGAUAUCAUGUACGAUGGCUUGGAUGCUGUGGGAGUCGACCAGCAGCCAGUCAUGAACUACAAUCCAUGGAUGCUCCUCUACUUCAUUUCCUUCUUGCUGAUUGUGGCCUUCUUCGUCCUCAACAUGUUUGUGGGAGUGGUGGUGGAGAAUUUCCACAAGUGUCGGCAGCACCAGGAGGAGGAAGAAGCCAAGAGGCGGGAGGAAAAAAGGCUUCGCCGGCUGGAGAAAAAGAGAAGGAAUCUAAUGCUGGAUGAUAUAUUAAUGGAGAGCUCAGCCAGUGCAGUGCAAGAAGCUCAGUGUAAGCCCUACUACUCGGAUUACUCCCGUUUCCGCCUCCUGAUUCACCAGAUGUGCACCAGCCACUACCUGGAUCUGUUCAUCACUGGUGUCAUCGGCCUCAAUGUCAUCACCAUGGCCAUGGAGCACUACCAGCAGCCAAAGGUUCUUGACGAAGCCCUGAAGAUUUGCAAUUACAUCUUCACCGUUAUCUUUGUCAUGGAAUCUGUUUUCAAGCUUAUUGCCUUUGGGUUUCGCCGCUUCUUCCAAGACAGAUGGAACCAAUUAGAUCUGGCAAUUGUGCUGCUGUCUAUCAUGGGCAUCACUUUGGAAGAGAUCGAGGUGAAUGCUUCACUACCAAUUAACCCCACAAUUAUCCGGAUCAUGAGGGUUCUCAGAAUCGCCCGAGUGCUGAAGUUGCUGAAGAUGGCUGUGGGGAUGAGGGCCCUCCUGGACACCGUGAUGCAAGCGCUACCGCAGGUGGGGAAUCUGGGCCUUCUCUUCAUGUUGUUGUUUUUCAUAUUUGCAGCUCUUGGAGUGGAGCUGUUUGGAGACCUUGAGUGUGAUGACACACACCCCUGCGAGGGGCUGGGACGGCAUGCCACAUUCAGGAACUUUGGGAUGGCCUUCCUGACCCUCUUCCGAGUAUCCACAGGAGACAACUGGAAUGGGAUAAUGAAGGACACACUGCGUGACUGUGACCAGGAGUCCACCUGUUACAAUACCGUCAUUUCCCCCAUCUACUUCGUCUCCUUUGUGCUGACAGCCCAGUUUGUCCUGGUGAAUGUGGUGAUCGCGGUGCUCAUGAAGCACUUGGAGGAGAGCAACAAGGAGGCAAAGGAGGAGGCAGAGCUUGAAGCAGAACUGGAGAUGGAGAUGAAGACCAUCAGCCCUGGCCAGCACAGCCCCUCGGACAUCUUUGCGUGGACAGGCACCACCAGUGGAGAGAGACCCGAGAGCCCCCGUGGAUUUACCAAUCCCAUGCAAAUCAAGGAAAGGCACUUGUUUGAUACCAUAUCACUGCUGAUCCAGGAAUCUCUGGAAGGAGAGCUGAAGCUGAUGGACAACCUGUCAGGCUCUGUGUGCCAUCAUUAUGCCCUCCCAGCUCCCGAAUAUUACAACUCUGAGAACCAGGCUGAUCUCCGCUCCAAGGACGACACGCUGACCCUGUCCCCCAGCAAGGACCUGCUGAGCGUGAGGAAGCCCUCAGUGGGACGCACUCACUCCUUGCCAAACGACAGCUACAUGUUCCAGCCACCCUACUCCAGCCCCUGCCCUGCCUCCCUGGGCGACAGGAAACCGGCGCACCACAAGUCCCAGUCAGGUUCAAAGGCAUCGGUGCAGUCUCAGCCGGCAGACACCAGCUCCCUCCUGCAAAUCCCAAAGGAUCAUUUCCACCAUGGAAGAGCUCAUGACCGUUUGGUGGGGGAGAGCAAGCACCAGGUCUUCUCCCAGCAGGCACACUCCCCUUCUGCUGAAAGGCUGCUCCGCAGACAGAUGGCUAUAAGGAAUGACUCUCUGGAUAGCAAGGAGAAUCUCCACACUGAGGUGAGUGAACUCUCUGACCCAAAUGUUCCCACUGUGCCCAAGGAGGAGUCACCAGUGGCUCUGAUGCCCUCAGAAGUGAAUGAGUUGGCUGCCUGGAGUCGGGUGAGCGUCCAUACGCAGCAGCAUUCCCACAAUCAGUAUAAUAUUUCAAAGCAGGCACCAGCAUCCUGUGCUUGUGCAGACUCGUAUCAGGAGACCCCUGAAGAUUCAAUGGACCAAGAAGUAUCUGAAAUAAACAGCUCCUCCGAGCCUUUCACUUCAGAAACUUGCACAGCCUCGAGUGCCUGUUCGGAGGGUCAGCCUCUCACACCUAAGAGAAACGUGGGCAAUACCGGCAACGUGGUACUGAAGGACCUGAAGAAAUAUCACAGUGUAGACACCCAGGGUCUGCUAAAAAAACCACCCUCUUGGUUAGAUGAUCAAAGGAGACAUUCAAUAGAGAUUUGUUCCAUAGAAAACAGCCCUCAGCACCAUUCCACGUCCAGCUCCUCUGGCUUUAUAAGUCAGGUGGUCAGUGAAAUGGAAUGCUUGCAAGGCACACGGCAGAAGAAGAAACUGAGCCCUCCUUGUAUAUCUAUAGAUCCACCUGAUGGGCAGAGCUUGGUACCUAGGGGACCCCACAGCAUCUCACCUGCCAGUGGAGACAUUUGCUUGAGGAGGCGUGCUCCAUCUUGUGAGUCCAAGGAUUCCGUGGAUAUAGGGGAUUCACUUCUUCCAGACAGUAUGUCAACAUCUCCUACCCCAAAGAAAGACUUGUUGACACUUCCUAGCUUUUCCUUUGAUCAAACAGAAUUGAACCCCUGAGUUACUUUUCUGUUGGUGCCAAAUGUCUUCUUCCUUUCAUGUAACAGAAAAAAAAAAUUAAAAACUCUAUACUCCAAAAUGGCCCUGGGUAAAAAAUUUCCAAAGAAAGAUUAAAGAACCAGCUGGUUAAAAGAGUGGUUAACCUAUAUCACGCUUACUUAAGCAUAUGUUCUGCUUAGGUAAAAGCAAUACAAUGUGCAGAAUCUAUAUGUAUAUUAUAUUUUAUUAAAUUAAUUGAAUCUAG
Messenger RNA from Serinus canaria (Common canary), 7553 nucleotides. RefSeq names its product calcium voltage-gated channel subunit alpha1 G (gene CACNA1G). The transcript has 37 exons. Gene Ontology annotation, molecular function: voltage-gated sodium channel activity; low voltage-gated calcium channel activity. Gene Ontology annotation, cellular component: neuron projection; plasma membrane; voltage-gated sodium channel complex. The record is from RefSeq and is a predicted model, not a curated record. Lineage: Eukaryota; Metazoa; Chordata; Aves; Passeriformes; Fringillidae. Bases 218 to 7309 code for a protein of 2363 amino acids. Gene Ontology annotation, biological process: membrane depolarization during action potential; calcium ion import; calcium ion transmembrane transport.